This is a messenger RNA of Colletotrichum truncatum, 1902 nucleotides long. Lineage: Eukaryota; Fungi; Ascomycota; Sordariomycetes; Glomerellales; Glomerellaceae. The record is from RefSeq and is a predicted model, not a curated record.
AUGGCGGACCGUAUUCAGUCCACGGACAACAAAACUGCUGAUGUCGUUGGACAUCAUGAGGAACGCGGCACUCAUAUCGAUCCCGUCGACUUGAGCCGCAACAUUGAAGCGAAGAUUAAAAACCCUCUUGAGGGAAUCGGCUACGAACAGCUUAUGCACGACGUCGAGGUCUUCUGUCAAGAGAAGGGUCUUCAGGAUGAAAUCGCUCUUUUCCGCAAGGGCGCCCUGAUUGCGCAGGACCCAACCAACUACCAGAACAUUGGAGGUACUGAAGCACUUGCACCCGAUGAGAUUCAAGCACUCCGCGACGAAGUCGAGCACAAGUGGCGUAUGCCCAAGAAGCUUUUCUUGACCAUCGCGACCUGCUCCAUUGGCGCUGCUGUUCAAGGUUGGGAUCAGACUGGUACCAACGGUGCCAACAUUUUCUUUCCCAAGGAAUAUGGUAUCGAUGGCAACAGCGUGCAUGACACCAUGAUCUUGGGUCUCGUCAACGCUGGUCCUUAUAUCGGAAGCGCUCUGAUGGGUUGCUGGCUGUCUGAUCCUCUCAACCACUACUUCGGUCGUCGCGGUGUCAUCUUCUUCUCUGCCCACUUCUGCAUCUGGCCUCUUAUCGGAUCUGCCUUCAGUCACAACUGGCAACAACAACUCGUAAACCGUCUACUUAUGGGUAUUGGCAUGGGUGCCAAAGCCUCAACCGUGCCCAUCUACGCCGCUGAAAACAGCCCGCCUGCGAUUAGAGGAGCUCUCGUCAUGUCUUGGCAAAUGUGGACUGCUUUUGGAAUCGCACUCGGUACUGCUUUUAACCUGGCUGUUUAUUACGCCAAGCAUAACUGGCGUCUGAUGCUUGGUAAGUUUAAACGCUGCCUGUUUUCUGUUCUUUUCCCGUCUGUUCCCCUGCUCCUCCUGAUUUAUCUCUGCCCCGAGUCUCCCCGUUGGCUUAUGAAGAAGGGACGCUACGUCCAGGCGUGGAAGUCAAUGAUCCAGCUACGAAACCACCCGAUUCAAUGCGCCCGAGACAUGUACUCCAUCCAUGCACAAUUGUCACUUGAAUCCCAGGUGUUGACCAAGAACAACUAUGCGACUCGUUUCACUCAGCUGUUCACAAUCCCGCGUGUGCGCCGCGCCAACUUGGCUGCGUUCACUGUCAUGAUUGCCCAGCAGAUGUGCGGCAUCAACAUUAUUGCAUUCUACUCAACUACUAUUUUCAAGGAUGCCAACAUGAGCGAGUUCCAGGCCCUUCUUGGUUCCUUCGGUUUUGGCAUGGUCAACUGGCUCUUCGCCUUCCCUGCUUUCUGGACUAUCGACACCUUUGGCCGACGAUCGCUGUUGUUGUUCACGUUCCCUCAGAUGACAUGGACACUUCUAGCCGCUGGUCUCUGCACGCUCAUUGCACCCGGCACCACUCGCACUGCCCUGGUAUCGCUUUUCGUCUACCUCUUCGGUGCUUUCUACUCCCCCGGUGAGGGUCCUGUGCCCUUCACCUACUCUGCCGAGGUCUACCCCCUGUCUCACCGUGAAAUGGGCAUGGGUUUCGCCGUUGCCACUUGUCUCUUCUGGGCUGCCAUCUUGGGUAUGACCUUCCCGCUUAUUCUGAAGAGUCUCGGUGUCGUUGGUGCCUUUGGCUUGUAUGCCGGCUUCAAUGUUGUCGCCUUCUUCAUGAUUCUCUUCUGGGUUCCCGAGACCAAGCAGCGCACCCUCGAGGAGCUUGACUGGGUCUUUGCUCUGCCCACCAGCCACUUCGCCCGCUACCAGAUCCAGAAGUCCAUUCCUUACUUCAUCAAGCGUUGGAUCUUCUUUGACCGCAAGGCUACACUGGAGCCGCUCUACACGUUUGAGCAGGCGCACCGAACCGAGCGUUCUGACUCCAAGGACGUCUCUGACGGCGACAAGAAGAGCUACUAG